Lodderomyces elongisporus is the source of this 1749-nucleotide messenger RNA. RefSeq lists its product as uncharacterized. Bases 1 to 1749 code for a protein of 582 amino acids. The record is from RefSeq and is a predicted model, not a curated record. Lineage: Eukaryota; Fungi; Ascomycota; Pichiomycetes; Serinales; Debaryomycetaceae. The transcript has a single exon.
AUGACAAUACCAUUGAUUGGACGUUUAAGUCUUUUUGAUUGGCCCAUUAUUAUCAUUUCCUUUGUCCUUGCAUGGGCAGAGAUAAUUGUUACAAACAUCACAGCAGUGUUACCAAGUACAUUUAUAUCCCUAUUCACAUGGGUCACAGGCAACAUCUUUAGCCUCACCUCAAAUGCAAUCGAUAUCAAGCGUGAAGAGGCAGCUGGCGAAGAUGACCAGGCAAAGUUCCACUAUCUCAAGUCAAAGGAUAUAUCAUCGUCUGGCUUUAGCAAAGAAAAGUUCAACAAGAUGAUUGAAAUGUUGAAUGCUCGCGACAUACAGGAGAUGGCGAAAAUACACGGAUACGACAUUGAGAUUCAGGUGCUCACCACCAAGGAUAACUACUUAUUAACAGUUCACCGUAUUAAAGGCAAAAGAGAGAGAAGGCCAAAUGGCAAAGUUGUCUACUUGCACCACGGCCUUUUGAUGUGCAGUGAAAUCUGGGUCACUAUGCUUGAAAAGUACCAAAACUUACCAUUUAUAUUAUACGAAUUGGGAUACGAUGUCUGGUUGGGAAAUAAUCGAGGUAACAAAUAUAGCCAAAAGCACUUGUUUUACGAAUUAAACACAACAAAGUACUGGAAUUUCUCAAUCGACGAAUUUGCCUUAUUUGACAUACCAGAUACUAUAGACUACAUCUUGAAAGCUACAAAAAAGCAAAAACUCACUUAUAUCGGUUUCAGUCAAGGCAGUGCGCAAGCAUUUGCCAGUAUCUCUGUCAAUGCAGAGUUGAAUGACAAGAUUGAUCAGAUGAUUGCUAUAUCGCCGGCAACAACACCACACGGUCUCUACUCCAAGUUUCUUGAUGUGUUACUCAAGUCAUCCCCCAACAUCACAUACUUGUUAUUUUCAAGAAAAGUAUUGAUGCCAUCAUGCUUGUUUUGGCAGAAAAUUAUGUACCCACCAUUGUUCAAUUUCAUGAUUGAUUUUUCAAACUACAUGUUAUUCAAUUGGAAAGCAUACAACAUCACCAAAUUACAAAAAUUGGCUAGUUAUGCACAUUUAUACUCAACUACAAGUACCAAAUGUGUUAUUCACUGGUUCCAGGUUAUGCAAGCAAAAAACUUUCAAAUGUACCAUGACUCCUCAUUCCUAUCUGGCUUGAACCCAAUUAGUUACCCUUUAAAGAAUAUCAAGAUCCCCAUCAGCCUAGUCUACGGGGAUGCUGACUCGUUAGUGGACAUUGACGUUAUGAAAUCACAACUACCAAAGAGUACUCGUACACAUGCAGUCAAAGAUUAUGAACAUUUGGAUCUUUUAUGGGGUGAUGAUGCAUUUUCCGUGACAUUCAAACAAGUAUUGAGGUAUCUCAAGGAGGACGUCGAUGACGUUUACUCAAGAUUGUUUCGAAAUGAUCCAAAUGGGAAAUUGAUUGAGGACAUUGUUGCCCGUGUUGAUGGUGGUGGUGCCGAUGGUGGUGGUGGUAGUGGUGCUGAUGGUGCCGAUGGUGAUGGUGAUGUUGCUGAUUUUAUCGAUGGGGGUGAUAAUAAUGGUGAUGCUGGCAAGACUAAUGACCUUCAUUUUAAAAGUAGUGGCAACAACAAAGCAACUGAAGAUGAGUACAAUAAUCCAAAUAGGUCGUAUUUGAAAAUGUUGAAUGGGCAGAGAAAAGGACAGAGACAGAGAUCAUCUUUUGGUUCUUCGGGUAGUUUUGAAUAUGAGCCAUCUCCAUCCAUAUCGGGCAGUGGUUCUUUUGGAGCGUUAAGAUAA